This is a messenger RNA of Oppia nitens, 2965 nucleotides long. It is a transcript of the gene Hgsnat, whose product is annotated as heparan-alpha-glucosaminide N-acetyltransferase-like. The coding region runs from base 1193 to 2938 and encodes 581 amino acids. The record is from RefSeq and is a predicted model, not a curated record. The transcript is spliced from 10 exons. Lineage: Eukaryota; Metazoa; Arthropoda; Arachnida; Sarcoptiformes; Oppiidae.
AUGAAAACAUUUUUUGAAACAUUUUUGUGUUCUCUGAAGCGUUCAUUUCAUUCAUUCAUUCAUACAUUCGUUCAUUCAUUCACUCAAAAGGGAAGACCUAUUGUGUUAUCAAAAGGCGAUCACUUCUCUCUCUCUGACUCCCUGUGCUGUCCCGCUCUGUCCCGUCCCGGACCCCCUCCCGACUGGCGAAUAGAGCUGUGAAAACCCGUUCACACAUUUAUCACACCAUUAGGCAGCAGAUGACCAGAAUCUGGCGAACAAUGCCUGACAUUCCGACACAAUUGCAAACAACAGUCUAUAACACGACUAACCAAAUAUCAACUCAACCUAACUGUCCGCCAAAUCAGCCUUCGUUUCAAACUCUAAACCAGGACUACGACUGCAGUCGAGUCUCGACACCAAUCAAACCGUAUUCAAGAUCUCUAUAGAGAACAGAUGCCAAACAAAGAACAACAAAAGACACACAAAAAAGCAUUCAUUUCAUUGAUUCCGACAUCGAGUCCAACAAUCGAUACCAUUGUUCGCGAAUUUAUAGCCGUUUUGCAGACUUUUCAUUGACUUUUUGGCUGAAAAUUGUCAAAAAAAAAGUCGAUUCGAGGCCUCAAAUGAUAACUCUAUUUAUGACUGCAUUAGUGACACCACAUCUCCAUUAAAAGCUUACUUAUUCUCUCUUUGAAUGAACUAAUAAUGAUCUUCACUGAAACAUACUGUUCCUCUCAACACAACAAACACAUAAACCGUUCCUCCGUUUUGUGCUAAUAAUCAAAACGAUUCAAUCAGACCUAUAAAGAGCACAGUUAUAUACACUGUAUAUUGAGAUGCCGUAAGCGAUAGGAUUGCUUUACCGACGAUUCCUGUGCACUCUUCGGAUGGUUCACUCCGGUGAUCAUCUCCUCAGGCGUGACCUCAAUGGUGAUAAUGAGGACAACAAUAUUACCGAUUGAUUAGUGAAGCGGAAAAGCGCAGAGCUUUUUGUCGACCAAUUGGUUAAUGAUUACGACUGAUGUGUGACGUAAUUGUUGUUCAAGUGUUUGAUUCACAGCACAAGUGAUUGUAAACAAUGGCAACAAAACACAGAUAACGACAACUAAUUGUUAUCAAAAAUAACUCAUUUUAGUCAAGAGUUUCAAAGCUCUUAAUGUCACACAAAUCGUCAGUUUGUGAGUUGUCUUUCUGACCAUUUCACUCAAAAAUGGCCGACAAUGAAGACACCGACGACAGCCGCCGACUGGCUCUCGACGAGACGCUGAUUGUCUUCACGAACAACGCUUCUUCGGGUCACAAACUCUUCGUUUGGAAACAAUUCACGCAAUGUUUUAAAUGUCCGCUUGUCUUUUGGGAACAAUUAGAACCCAAAGAGACUAAACCUCUUAAAGUGACCACAAAUUACGAGUUACGCAUCGCUAUUACCGACCAGAGACCAAAUGAUAUCAAUUAUUGGACGCUUUCUGAAGAAAGUGUUUUUUGUCAAAACAGUUAUUCUCUUUUGGAUCAAUCGAAACAUGUCUUCACAAUAAACGGCGGAAAUGACUACAAGUGCCAAAUCCAAGAAACCGAAUCCGGCCGAAACAACAUCUGGCCAAUUGUCGGUGCAGUUCUCAUCUACGUCAUCGCUGCCGUCCUCUUUUACGGCGGCCGUCGUCUCUUUUACCGAUGGCGCGAACGACAAGCGGCCGCUUUGGCCGUGUCUUCGCCCAAUGAGUCACCGAUUGUUGAGAUGAGAACCGAACAAAAGGACGACAAAAGACGAAAGCGUUUGAAAUCUUUGGAUUGUUUUCGAGGGAUAACUAUAUUAAUGAUGAUUUUCGUGAAUUUGGGCGCCGGCAACUAUGAAAACCUGGAUCACGCCGCUUGGGACGGAUUCAACUUCGCCGACAUCAUAUUCCCGUGGUUCAUCUUCAUUAUGGGAACAACUAUGGCCAUCAGUUUCAAAAGUAUAGUAAUUCGUCAAAAACAGACGGUUUCCAAAAUAUACUAUAAUAUAGUGAAGCGUUCAUUCAAUCUCUUCGUCAUCGGACUUAUGCUUAACUCCAAAGGAAGUGCCGACUUCCGAACGUUGCGGAUCCCGGGUGUCCUCCAGCGCUUCGGUAUAACAUAUUUAGUGGUUGGUUCGAGUCAUGUGUUGUCUCUUUUGGUGCACAAGGGCGAGCUAUUCGGCGCCUUGAGAAUCCAUCAGUUGGUUGACAUAAUUCCCUUUUGGCCCGAAUGGAUAGUUAUGUCUUUAAUGGCUGUUCUCCAUUUCGCGCUGACAUUCGGCUGGCAAUUCAGUCCUAUCUGUCCCCAGGGAUACAUCGGACCGGGAGGCCUAUACGACAACAUGACUCACGUGCACUGCACGGGUGGCGUCGCCGCAUAUAUAGACAAAUGGGUUUUGGGCGAUAAACACAUCUACGGCCACUUCACCGGAGACCGUUUGUAUGACCCGAACCACGAGUUCAGUCUGCGUCACGACCCCGAGGGAAUUCUCGGAACGACGACUUCCAUAAUCCUGACUUUCCUGGGAUUACAAAUCGGGAAAAUACUGAUCGCUUACCCGAAUCCCAAACAACGCAUCUCUCGAUGGCUCGUUUGGGGAUUACUUUUAGGCUCUCUGAGCGCUCUAUUCGCGGCCACCGAAACCAUUCCUAUCAACAAAAACCUCUGGUCUUUCAGCUUCAUUUGUCUCACUUCUUCGGCCGCCUGUUUCGCAAUCAGUCUUCUCUAUUAUCUCAUAGAUGUCCUCCAAAUCUGGCCAAACGGACAGCCCUUUCAUUAUCCCGGAAUGAAUUCCAUUCUCUUAUAUAUCGGACACGAAAUCACCGCCGAUAUGAUUCCCUGGAGCUUCAAUGUCGACGAGUCAUCGCACGUCGGGCCACUGGCCAGGAAUCUAGUGGCCGUUACCGUUUGGUUCGUUAUUAGCGUCGUUUUGGCCGAAAAAGGAUUCUUUCUUACGAUUUAAGUCAUUAAAUAUUUUUUAUUUAUGUUU